Messenger RNA from Macrosiphum euphorbiae (potato aphid), 2019 nucleotides. NCBI's taxonomy places the organism in Eukaryota, Metazoa, Arthropoda, Insecta, Hemiptera, Aphididae. The record is from the annotation of a GenBank genome assembly.
AUGCGAAUGUUUAGACAAACAAACGUUGCGGAGAAAAAUGGCAAACCGUUGGUAACACCGGACAUGGACGGUCGUUUCUACCAAACGGUUACCGCCGUACCGGCGAUCGUUCUCGAAGAGAGCCCCAAAUCGGCCGAAGUCAAAAGAAAGUUGAUCACUUGGGGCAGAAAAAUGGGCAAGCGGCUGGAAGGGCUGCGGAGGAGCGAGUCCCGAGAUUCUCUGGACAGCCUAUCAUCCAGGGACAGCUCAACCAAACAUCAGCCCGCCGUGUGGCCGCUAGGGCAGCCGUCGUCCGGCGACAAAUCGUCAUCAUCCACCCUGAAGGGCUUUUUCACGCGUAUCGGGUCCACCGGCAUGCUGAGCUACUCGCGGCUGUACAGCAACAGCUUCCGGGACAAGCUGCAGCACGCCAAAUCCAGGAAGCACGCCGAGUGCCAGCUGUACCGGAGCGUGUCCACGUCCCACCUGGCCACAUCGUACAUGAAGGGCGAUGACCCUGCCGACUGUCUGGAUCGCGGAGAGCCCCGAACCGCCGCCGACCGUGGUGCCGAGAUCGAGUCGCCCACCGAGCCAGGUUACGUGCCGCUGAAGACCAGGAGCUGCGACAAUAUAUCCAAGCUAGGCACCGCCAAGAAGCCAAACUUCCCAUACGCGUUCCUUAGGUCCAGGCUGUCAGUGCUCCCCGAAGAGAACGGCGGUGGUGCAGGGGGCGGCAGCAACGCCGUCGGCGGCCACCCGGCGGCCCGAUCGGCUGGUCGACAGCGGAACAGCACGGCAGGGUCGGCGCACGAAAUAGUGGUCACCGAGGAGCUGUUUAGGGAGAUGGACAGCGACAGGGAAUACCGGCGCGUGUUCAGCAACAUGAGUUCGUCCAACGAGUCGGGAUACGAUAGUGACGGUCCCGGCAGAACGCCUGACACGUACCACCACCACCAUCAUCACCAUCACCAUCACCAAAAGGCAGCCGACGAGGACAGCGGGUUCGGGGACACCAAGUCGCUGGCCACGGACAGUCUUAACGAGUUUGAGGAACACUCGGAGCCGCCGUCCAGGCGCCACAGCGACAAGGACUACAACGUGCCAUCCAUGUGUCUGUUCUACAAGAAAAAUCGUGAGAUCAAUGAUCGCAUAAGAUCGGACAGACAGUCGUCGAAGGACACGCCCAACUUCCACCGUCGGAUGUUCAUCAAGAACCGUUCGUCGCCGCCCAGCAGCACCGCCGCCGCCGACCACCUGUCAUCGUUGCCGGCCGAUCUUAACAACCUGCGAUCCCGUAUGCAAAUGGUCCGAUUGCUUAAGUCGCGGUACGAGGACGACAUCGGCAUUUACUUGAAAAUGGUCGUCAAACACGUAGCGAAUUACAACGAGACCAGGUUCGUCGUGAUGAAGCUAGAACCGGGAAAGAUAGCGUACAGAGACGGAAGGAUUAGAGUCAGCGACGAGAUAAUCAACGUCAACGGCAAAUUGUUGCGCGGUAUCACUGACAUGUACGAGGUAGAGAAAAUACUGAAUCACAGUUUUUCCAUAGCCAACAAGUAUUACGUGGACAUAGUACUGUCCAGGUCCGAAUCGCCAGACUCAGCUGUGAUGCCCUUUGACCAGGGUCACGGUGCCGCCGAAUCGUCCAAACAAAACGCGAUCUCCGUCAUCAAUCGAGUGCUGGCCAACAAAAUGAACAGUCACUCGGCAAAAUCCCCGACUCCGAGCAUGAGUACCGUAUACAUGGUUGUAACCUUCUACAAGGGUACUGGUCAUAAAUCGUUGGGAUUCAGCAUUGUGGGCGGGUCCGAUUCGCCGAAAGGCGAGAUGGGAAUAUUUGUUAAGACCAUAUUCACAAGUGGCCAGGCCGCGGAAAACGGGUCAUUGAUGGAAGGUGACGAGAUACUUUGUGGCCCGUUGGAGAUAAAAGUAUGCCGGAGAGAAAAUAAUUCCAUCAGCCUGUGCCCUAACGGCAAUCGCAGUUUCAACAACGGCAUGAUAACGGUGGCGACGACGACGAACACUACUCAAACCUUUUGA